AUGCGUCUUUCAAGAUCCCUUCUUCUGCCUACAACCUUGGCACUGCCACUCCUGGAUUCCAUCCUUAACCCUAUCACCAACAGCAUCUGGUCCACAUUGGACGGGGUUGUCCAGACGAGUCUGGGAGGCCUUACGGGCAUACUCGGCACCAGGCAAGCUUAUGACUAUGUCGUAGUAGGCGGCGGCACUGCCGGUAACACGAUCGCUUACCGGCUGGCCGAAGCCGGCUUCACCGUCGCCGUUGUCGAGGCCGGGCUAUCAUACGAAGUCGGCAAACCUAUCGUAGGCCCCGCGCCCCUCGGCGAUGUCAUUGGUGUCGGCUCCAACCCACUCGAUACUGUCCCAACCGUCGACUACGGCCUGAAGACAGUCCCACAAGCAGGAGCUGGAGACCGCGAGAUACACUACGCGCAGGGCAAGUGUCUCGGUGGCUCCUCGGCUCUGAACUUCAUGAUCCAUCACCGGCCGAACCGGGGAGCUUUGGAUGCGUGGGCCGAAGCCGUUGGAGAUGACAGUUACACGUUUGACCAGUUUCUCCCCUACUUCAAGAAGAGCUUCACCUUCACCUCGCCCAACACUGUGUCCCGUCUCGCCAACGCGACGACGACGUACGAUGAGAGCGACUUCGACCCGCCUUCUUCGAAUUCCCCAAUCCAGGUGACUUACCCCAACUGGACGCCCGUAUGGUCUACAUGGGUUGCCAAAGGUCUGGAGGCCCUUGGAAUGACCCGAACGGACCAGUACAACAAGGGCGUGCUGAGCGGAUACCACUAUGCGCAGACGACCAUCCACCCACGAGCACAGGUCCGGUCAACCUCAGCCGACUUUAUAUACGCCGCAAGGGACGCGAAGAUGGACGAUAAACUCACAGUUUACUUGGGCACACGAGCCAACAAGGUCUUGUUCGACGGCGAAAAAAAGGCCACGGGCGUCGAGGUUGCUGGGGCGGGAUUGCUGAAGCACACCAUCAACGCAGCCAAGGAAGUCAUUCUCUCGGCCGGUGCUCUGCACUCACCACAGCUGCUCAUGUUAUCCGGCAUCGGCCCAGCGCAACAUCUGACCAAGCACGGUAUCAAAGUCAUCGCCGACCGCCCAGGCGUCGGGCAAAACAUGAGUGACCAUGCUCUAUUCGGCCCGACGUACGAAGUCAAGUUUGACACCCUGAACAAGGUCCUGGGGAGCCCCGUAAUCCUCGCCGAGGCGGUAACCGACUACGGACUCACGCGAACCGGCCCGCUGACCAGCAACUUGGCCGAGUUCCUGGCGUGGGAGCGGAUGCCCAGCAGCGCCAACCUGAGCCAGUCUACCUGGGACCAGCUCCUCUCAUUCCCAGACGACUGGCCGCACAUCGAGUACCUCCCGGCAGCGGGCCACAUCGGCCCCUUCAACAUCCCGUGGCUCGACCAACCGCAGGAUGGCAGGAUGUACGCGUCCAUAAUCGCUGCGCUGGCGGCCCCCUUGUCCCGGGGCAACGUGAUGCUCGCGAGCGGCUCCCCCUUGAGCGCCCCGCUCGUGAAUCCAAACUGGUUGACGCACCCGGGCGACGUCGAGGUAGCCGUGGCUAUGUACAGACGCACCCGUGAGAUCUUCAACACAGAGGCGAUUCGGUCCAUCCGCGCGCGCGACGUGGAGUACUGGCCGGGCUCGCACGUCGAGACGGACGAGCAGAUCCUGGCCAACAUCCGGACGAGCGUCAUGGCCGUCAUGCAUGCGUCGUGCACCGCGCGGAUGGGACGCCGGGACGACCCGACAGCCGUGACGGACAGUCUGGCGAGAGUCAUUGGCGUUGAGGGGCUGCGGGUGGUGGACGCCAGUUCCUUGGCCCUGCUGCCCCCGGGACACCCGCAGGCUUUGAUCUACGCGUUGGCGGAGAAGAUUGCGGACGGUAUCAUCAAGGCAUCGAAGUAG
This is a messenger RNA of Colletotrichum higginsianum IMI 349063, 1908 nucleotides long. RefSeq names its product Choline dehydrogenase. NCBI's taxonomy places the organism in Eukaryota, Fungi, Ascomycota, Sordariomycetes, Glomerellales, Glomerellaceae. Gene Ontology annotation, biological process: secondary metabolite biosynthetic process. Gene Ontology annotation, molecular function: flavin adenine dinucleotide binding; oxidoreductase activity, acting on CH-OH group of donors. Bases 1 to 1908 code for a protein of 635 amino acids. The record is from RefSeq and is a predicted model, not a curated record. The transcript has a single exon.